Messenger RNA from Sphaerodactylus townsendi, 1830 nucleotides. RefSeq names its product DIS3 like 3'-5' exoribonuclease 2 (gene DIS3L2). Gene Ontology annotation, biological process: miRNA catabolic process; mRNA catabolic process. Gene Ontology annotation, molecular function: RNA binding; 3'-5'-RNA exonuclease activity. NCBI's taxonomy places the organism in Eukaryota, Metazoa, Chordata, Lepidosauria, Squamata, Sphaerodactylidae. Gene Ontology annotation, cellular component: P-body; exosome (RNase complex). Bases 270 to 1418 code for a protein of 382 amino acids. The record is from RefSeq and is a predicted model, not a curated record. The transcript has 9 exons.
GGCCGUGGCACUGUGCGAUACUUCGCAGGAGAAUGCGGCCGGGUGAUGGAUUUGCUCGAUUUCUGUCCCUCCCGCCGCAAGUUGAACCUGGUGGCCAGCAGACGGAACAAAAUGAUUGCGGACAUAUAUUCCAGAAAUGACUUUGCCCUGACGGGAUCCAACAGGGCCUCGCCUCGCCGUCUGCGCUUCCUGAUCUCUCAAUUAGGGAGCUUUGCUUGCGCGGACUGAGUGACUCCCCCGUCCCCGCGGUUUUUGGACUAGGAGCCAGUAUGGAAUUUAGCCCACUUUGUACAGCGAACUACUUGGUGCGGUGCAAACCUGUUGCCUGCGUAGAAAGGCCAUCCAGAAAGCCAAGAGAGGAGGGAGCCUUCCUGACCUCCUCUGGCGGACUGUUGCACAGAGUGGGGGCCACCACAGAGAAGGCACACGGCCAGAGGUGGGAUCCAGCAGGUUCUCACCAGUUCCCGAGUCUGAAACUCUCGUUUACUUUGGACAAGGAGAGCGGGAUGCCGCAGAGCUGCGACGUCUAUCAGUAUCGGGACAGCAACAAGCUGGUGGAAGAGUUCAUGCUCCUGGCCAACAUGGCCGUGGCUCACCGAAUCUACCGCUCCUCCCCGGCCCAAGCUCUCCUGCGCCGCCACCCGCCGCCCCUGACCAAGUUGCUGAACGACCUCUCUGAGUUCUGCUGCCAGAUGGGCCUAGAGAUCGACUUCAGCAGCUCUGGAGCUUUGCACAAAAGCCUGAGUAAACUUUUUGGGACUGGCAUCUAUGCGGAAGCCAAGAAGGCCGUGCUGACCAGCAUGUUCUCUCGGCCCAUGCAGAUGGCCGUCUAUUUCUGUGCCGGGGUUCUGAAGGACGAGGCGCUCUUCUGCCAUUACGCCCUGAACGUUCCCUUCUACACCCACUUUACGUCGCCCAUCCGCCGCUUCCCGGACAUCCUGGUGCAUCGACUGCUCUCCGCUUCUCUGGGUGACGGCCCCGCCCUGAGGAUGAAGAGCGAGGAGAUCCAGAAGCAAGCAGACCACUGCAACGACCGGAAGGUGGCUUCCAAGAGGGUGCAGGAACUGAGCGCCGAUCUCUUCUUUGCCGUGUUUGUCAAGGAGCACGGCCCCCUCGAGUCGGAAGCCAUGGUGAUGGGCGUCCUCAGUGAAGCCUUUGAUGUCCUGGUCCUGAAGUUUGGGGUCCAAAAACGCAUCUACUGCAAUGCUUUGCCGCUGCUUGGAUUCCAGUUCCAGAAGCUGGGCAAGAAGCCGCAGCUGACCCUGAUGUGGGAGCCGGAGAGCCCUGAGCAGGAGGCCGUGCAACAGGACAUUGCCAUUUUCACCUUAGUGGAGGUCGAACUCUGGUCGGACAAGAGCCCUUUGAAGUACAGCGCCCUGCUGAAGAGGCCCGGUGGGAGGGCGGGCCAGACCUCCUGAGGACGCCGCUGCUGCUCCCCGGCCACUUCCGCCAACGCCACCAGCCACCUCCUGCAAAGACUCUCUCGAAAAAGUCAGCCCGCGGGCCUGCUGUUUUACCGGGUUGGUGGGGUUUGUCUUUUUUACAGGUGGAUUUUUAACCCAAGGAGGGGGCAGCGGACUCUGCAGGAACUUGGAACUCUUUCGCUUUCUGGGUCUUUUACACCCUCCUUUCGCUGCGGGGCAGAACUGCCCCGACACAGCCAAUGAAAUGACUCAGGACAUCCCAGAAUAAGCAACUGCCUUUUCCUCCAGGGCCUCUGCCCUUCGUGUGCCCGGCACUGACCACGAGGACCCGGUGGGCGUCUGCCGUGGCCGUCUGUUCCUGCUGCGUUCUCUUCCGUGGUGUAAUAAAAACAUGGCCGACAAUGGA